This is a messenger RNA of Penicillium soppii, 4479 nucleotides long. RefSeq lists its product as uncharacterized. The record is from RefSeq and is a predicted model, not a curated record. The transcript is spliced from 6 exons. The coding region runs from base 1 to 4479 and encodes 1492 amino acids. NCBI's taxonomy places the organism in Eukaryota, Fungi, Ascomycota, Eurotiomycetes, Eurotiales, Aspergillaceae.
AUGAACCCUAACCAAUCGCAUGGGCAGGGAGCCCAGAAAAUCCCUUCCCCGCCAAAUGCUCGCAGUCCACUUUCCCCAGGCAGUGGUAGUAGCGGAACCCCGAUCUCAUUCCAACCGAACGUCAAUCGCUCCAAAACAAAACGCUGGGUAGAAGCUAGGCAAUACUCUUAUGAUGGUGGUGACUGGGGUGAUGAGGAGGAAGACGAAGAGGAGGAGGAGGAAGCGCCUCCUGCUGUACCUCGGGCUCCUUACGCUACCCAGAACAAUGGUAGUUCGUCCGAGUUGCUUUCGAGACGAUUGUCUGGGCUCCCAUUUGGAACUGAUGAGUCGGCUUCGGUUGCCAGGAAACCUAGUGGAGGAGACCAGAAGACACUACCCUUUGUACGCCCAGCUGAUCUGUACAAACGAAUGCGGGAGGAGAAAGCGGCUCAGUCUCCCAUCACUGAUGGCAAUGAUCCAACGCCAAACGGCUCUGAAGCCCCGCCUCAAAUAAAUCAGCAAGCGGCCUCAGUCGACCCCAGUCAGCCAGCAAAUACGAAUAUGGAAUCCCACGAGCCUGCCUUGCAGCACAAUACCUCUUCGGGGUAUCGAUCAGUUGUCAAUCAGGCCUUUGAUGUCCCAGAAACUCCACAAUCUACCACCACCAGUGUUGAGCGGUCGGACAGUGAUGGCACUUCAGCGAUCAGCCCUAUCAUAGGCAGUCGCAAUAUCAAUGAUGAUCGAACACCCACUAUCCUCGAGGAGCCAAAUGAAAAUAGUCCCCCCAAGGAAAAUACAAACGCCGGACCUGUGUUCACUCCUGGACACCGGCGGGACCUCAGCCUUCCCAGUUCAGACAAUAGUCCUUCAAGGCGACCCCAAGUCACAGACCAAGAAACACCAACGGCAGACCGAGCAGAAAUAUCGGAUCUAGGUCUUCCCCAAGCCAACUCGGGGAUUUAUCAAACCCGAUAUCCAAAUAAUGGCGAUUAUUUGCCCGCCCCUCUCAAAAUUGGAAGCGCAUCUGAUCCUGACAGCUUUCAUGGCGACAUACCCACGAUUAUGGGGGCGGAGGAGUCGCCGCAGAAUGCUGAUAACGACCGCUUAAGGGAAGAGAUCAUCCAAUCACUGAGCCGAGAAGCCACUCCCUCAGAGGAUCCGGACCAGAGCAAGGACCCUCAGUCGCAGGGCCCUGCUCAGUCGAUUCCGAACCAGUUUGAGAAAUAUUGGGAGGGUCAACCAGGGCUAACUCCGACGCAAACUUCCAAGGGUCUGGUCUCUGACGAUCAUCCAGACUGGACGAACCCACAUCCUCUAGCACCUCAAGAUCCAUACGCAACCAGCCAAGCUAACUCUUCAUCGACCGCUGUUAACCAGCCAAAGAAGGCCAAGUUAGAACGAAGAUUUUCUUGGGAAUCCUCUGAUGCUGAAGAACCCGAACCUCAAGUUCCUGGCAGUUAUUCAUCGCCCCCUCCUCUAGGCACAUCACUGGCCAUGCAAGAGCCUCAACCAAUUGCCGAAGAGGUUGCCCCAGUGGAACCGAAUGUGCCUGUGCCUCGCGACCUGCCUGCAUCUGAUAAUGAAGUUUCCGAAACCGAACGCGUUGAAAGGCCUCGACUUUCCAUCAUCCCGCCUGUGCCUGAAAAUAUCUCGCCACCGGAGCAAAUUUUGGGACCAGGUACUACGCCGACUCAGCAACCCCAGGUCCCUUCAAUUGUCAAAAAUGAAUCUCUUAAUGAAUCUCAACUAUUGGGCUUCCGUGACAUCAUUGGUAUUACAUCUAUCAACCAGCGCAUCAAAUCUUUCGAACACACUCGCGACCAGUUCGCCACUCUUGAUACUGGAUUGAAUCAAUGGCUUCAGUUCAUGGUUCAUGAACACUCUGAGCACACUGAUGUGGUUGCGCAGAGCAAGACCCUUUCCCCUAUCAUGCCACAAUCAUCUCCUUCCAGAAGCAGGUUCCCUAAAUUGCCUUCUCUUUCCAAUCUCGGCUCCUCGAAUGAUGGUACUCCAACUAGCGCCAGUCACGUCCGACGCCCGUCAGGCCACAUUGGGUCUGUGAUGAACCGGCAGAAUGUUGGAGACAAAGGAAAGGAGUUCCUUCACACUGCAGGAGCAUUUAGUGGCAAGGCAAGCGGAGCAGCGAAGGGUUUGUUUGCCAAAGGCAGAAGCAAAUUCCGCCCUAGUGGAGGGUCCGACAAGGGUCAAUCAACCCCGAGUGCUUCUCGACGCAGCUUUCAGUUCCCUUUCCCUUCAGGGUCGGGUGAUGUGUCUGAUAACUCUACUUCGCGAAACUCUGUCUCAUUCGGCAGUCUGCCUAUAUUCAAAUCCGGGAGAACUGGAGGCCCUGCUCCCAAUUCUGGUCCAAUAGGUAUCAAUUCCUCUCUAGAAGGUUCACAGGAUGAGAAUAUUUCCCGCAAACGUGUUAGGGUGGCCAAAUCGGGGGAUAACUCAAUGUCGCACAACUUCGUUGGCGAAACGGCUGUACAACCGACACACUUGUCAGCUACCAACGGUGUCCGGCCUAAGACUGGAAAUUCUGACAGGUCUGAGUUUGCGGAAGGUUUGGAACAGGAGAUGAUUGCUGCGCUUGGCCUUUCACCCACGGAGCCUCAACCACACCGGUCGGUAAGCACGCCCAUGGUUCUGACCCCUGGCCGAAUGAACGGUGAGAAUAAGCGACCUGUGGAACCGCCGCGAUUGCCGGAGACCAAAAUGACCGGGAUGCGUUCUGUCAGUGAUAUGCCAGCGAGAAAAGCGUCGGUAGCCGAUAAGGGGCUGCCAAUAAUUCCGAUUGAGCCCUUUGAUGUCUCUAGUUUGGGUUUGGGCAGCCAGAUGGAUCCCCCAAGUACAAGUACCCCAGAGAUCAUUGUCCCAUCAAUCCGUCCAGUGCUUGACGAAAGUACCAAGCCACCCUCGCCACCCUCAAACGGUAUUGAUGACGGACUUACACCUGGUGGGCAUCAUAUACGUCAGCCCUCGGUCUCAACGCUCGGUCCUGAUGAAGAAACCGGAAGACGCACCUCAGAAGGCGAUGCAUUUGACAGGGAUCCUCCCUCUCCCUUGCAGCCAUCACAGACCGAGAUUGAGCCCGAGUUUGAAUCCCAGCAAAAGGUCGAAUGCCCUGUGAACGGCCAAUUUACUCCGAGUGUUGAUUAUAACCCAUCUACCACCGAGGAUGAACGACCUUUGGUUCCUUUCUACCCGUCGGAAUCCACGUCCUCUGCUGAGAUCCUCGAAACCAAGAGGAAAUCAAUCAGCGGCUUACCUCCAUCAGUCCCAGGAGUGCAUAGCCCCUUGCGAAACGAAGUCAGAUACUCCCCGGGAACUAGGAGCAGUAUGCUGAGCUUUGGGAGCUUUGGCAGUUUUGGUAAACAAAGCGCCAAUAUCAAGGGAACUCGCCCAGUCACUCCCGCCAGCGGCCUAUCGCAAUUCUCGCGGUCGGGGUCUGUCGCUGAAAACGAGGAGUCUACAUUUGGGAAACUCAAGAAUUUUGGGAGGCGACGACGAGCCUCGGUGGGAGACCUCCUGUCUGGUAUUCAGCUGAAGGGACCUCAUGCACCGCCUGAAAGCCAACGAAAGCGUGCGCUUAGUAGAAUCAGCGGAAUAUUUGGCCGGCAAGCCUCUCAAACUCCGGAACGCAACCUGCACACGAGAACUACCUCGGAGCCGCUGCAGAACAAAGAUUUACCGGUACCCCCGAGUCACACUCUUGCUGUGCAGGAUCAACCGCCGGUCCUCAACAAUCCGUUCGAACAAAAGCCUUUACCAAUCGAUCCUCCAGAAAUUACUGCGCCGCCACCAAGCGACGCUAGGCCUACGGCUCGUGAAACUCCUCAACGAGCUGGUGUAUCGCUCCCGCCCAGUUCAUCAAAUAAUUCCAUGUUGACGGGCUCUUAUCACAAUAGAGCACUCAGCCAGCCUCUCACUGGGAAAUCUCGGUCCCCCUCUCCCAUGUCACUUCAUCAAACUCGAUUGACACAACCACUGUCACCGCUAGAAGAAUUGCAAGAUCAUCAGGCACGUCGAUUAGAGGAAGAACAGCAAACCCUAAAACUCCAGCCAGACGACAACACAGAUCCAAGUCUCGGUCCAUUGAACGAGAACCAAGAACAAGAGGAGCAAGAAGAACACAAGGACCGAAUGCUCGAAGAACACCUCCGACACGAGCUACACGGGGAUCCAUCCCCGGUUCCGACCCCAUCGCAGCAAUCUGGCGCGCUACCGAGCAAGACCGAACAAACCCUCAGUUCCCAGCUCAGCGUCCGAUCCCGAAAACCGGUGGUGUCGGACUCGGCCUCCCCGGCUGCUGAAAACCGUGCCGUUUCGAGGGUCUCCAUGUCAUCAUCCCAUCCUCAUCGUAGCGAGGACACGGCGAGAGUUGUCAAUGAUUCACCUGAGCCUGUAGAACUUGCUAUAACGGCUGACGAUUCCAGCGAGGAAAUAGUUAUGUCCCCCACUGCAUACCCGGGACAGGAGUGGACGCCAAUGCAUUUGUGA